GAGCUGGGGCCGUGGCGGUGCUGCUGUGUCCGCAUCCAUGCCCGGGUUGUGGGAGCGGCUGGCGGGCGGCGAGCGGGGCCGCCUGGAGACCUCCGACUGCGAGUCUCUGGGCAGCGCCUCCGGCUCGGAGGGAGAUGCCGAGUACGCCGAGGGGGUCUCCCUGCCGGACAUGGACCUGGAUCUGCUGCACGAUCCCGAGGACGAGCUGCUGUGCGCCAACCUGAUGGACGUGGUGCAGGCCACGCUGGGCCGGGCCCCGCUGGGCGCCAAGCGCCGCUCCCGGCUCCUGAUGCCGGCGCAGCUCCAGGCGCAGGUGCGGACGGAGCUGCUGCGCCUGGCGUGCAGCGAGCCCUGCGGGCUGCGCGGGGCCCUCUUGGACCUGUGCGUGGAGCACGGCAAGGCCUGCCACGACGUGGGGCACAUCGCCGCCGACCCCGCCGUGGUGCCCACCUUCCAGCUCACCCUGGUGCUCCGGCUGGACUCCCGCCUCUGGCCCAAGAUCCAGGGACUCUUCGCCUCGGGGCCGGCCUUCGCGCCGCUGAAGCUGAGCACGGGCUUCAGGGUGAUAAAGAAGAAGCUGUACAGCUCCGAGCAGCUGCUCAUCGAGGAGUGCUGAUGGAGGAGCCGCUUUCCCAAGGCGCUUCGGAAGAGCCGGGCAGAGCGUGGCGGCUCCUGGCAGCCGCUGUAGUUUAGGUUAGGCUGGAGUAGGGCUGUAGCUGGAAGUAGCUGGGGCAGGCCGAGGUCCCCGUGGGGGCCUGCCCGUGCCCGGGACAUCCCUGGCGUGGAGCGGCCGGGACCCAGGCUUCGGAGGUGGCUUCACGCCCUCGAUGAUUGCGGGAUGAUCCCGGAGGCGGCAGCAGGGCUGCCGGAGGGGUGCCGCUCUCCUGAUGGCUGAUCAGUCAUGGGCUUUUUUUUUUUUCUUUUUUUUUUUUUUUUUAUUUUUGUAAACCAGGAUUGUAAUCAAUGGGGUCUCAGGGGGAGGGGGAGCGCGGCAGCGAGUGACGGCCGAGGGGGUCUGGAGCAAAGGCAAAGCCCGGCUGGAAUUGUGUCUGAUCACAAGAGGGGCCGGAGGGCAGGACCCCUGGCCCUGACACGCUGGGGGCACUUCGUUGGUUACAGUUUACACUCAUACACUUGAUGUUCAAGUGUGAGAAUUCCUAUGCAAACGUGUCGCGUAGUUUUUUUUUUUUUUUUACUUUUCUAAUAAAACUUGUCUUGAUUGAUGA
This is a messenger RNA of Cinclus cinclus, 1226 nucleotides long. It is a transcript of the gene DDIT4, whose product is annotated as DNA damage inducible transcript 4. Gene Ontology annotation, molecular function: 14-3-3 protein binding. NCBI's taxonomy places the organism in Eukaryota, Metazoa, Chordata, Aves, Passeriformes, Cinclidae. The record is from RefSeq and is a predicted model, not a curated record. Bases 38 to 616 code for a protein of 192 amino acids. Gene Ontology annotation, cellular component: cytoplasm. The transcript has 2 exons. Gene Ontology annotation, biological process: negative regulation of TOR signaling; apoptotic process; response to hypoxia.